AUGAAAGAUACAGCUACAUCUUGCAUGCUGGUGGCUACCCUUAUUGCUACAGUGGUGUUUGCUGCACCUUUUACUGCACCAGGUGGGAGCAUUAGCGACAUUAACAGCAAAGAUAAUGGCAUACCGAUAUUCUUGCGCAAGAACUCCUUCAUGGUUUUUGCAAUUGCCGAUUCCUUGGCUCUUUUCUCUUCACUCACAUCCUUUUCCAAUCGUCUUCUUCUUCUAGCGCUCUUUCGUUUUCACAUAAGCCGGUCUCUCUACUCUUCAACUCUUAUGCUCGACGAACUCAACCUUAGGAUUGUUGGUGACGAUCCGUUUGCAUACGAAGAUAACUUCUCAGGUACGCGGGCGGCGAAGUCGAAGGGAGCAUACGUGCACCUUCGGAUCCACAAGCGCAAGGGGAAAAAGUGUCUUACUACUGUCGAAGGACUAAACCCGGAGGAGCUCAACCUUGAAAACAUUCUCAAGGAGUUCAAGAAGGGUUUAUGCUGCAAUGGGAAUGUAGUUCAGGACAAGGAAUUGGGGAAAGUUAUUCAACUCCAGGGUGAUCAAAGGAAGAACGUGCUUGAUUCCCUUGUCAAGGCUGGUGUUUCUGAUAAGGAAGAUAUCAAGAUCCACGGUUAUUAG
Messenger RNA from Papaver somniferum (opium poppy), 627 nucleotides. RefSeq names its product protein translation factor SUI1 homolog. Lineage: Eukaryota; Viridiplantae; Streptophyta; Magnoliopsida; Ranunculales; Papaveraceae. The record is from RefSeq and is a predicted model, not a curated record. The transcript is spliced from 2 exons. Gene Ontology annotation, molecular function: RNA binding; translation initiation factor activity. Gene Ontology annotation, biological process: translational initiation. The coding region runs from base 1 to 627 and encodes 208 amino acids.